CUUGAUGACACUGUCAGCGACGUUGAUGGAGUAGAUCUCCAGAGCCUUGUGAGCGCAGCAGCCCGAAGUACAUAUAGCAUUUCAUGCCAGGGGUGAAUAUGAGCAUGAAGCUUGUUUUCCGAGACUACAGCCAGCUAGACACUCGAGUGUCUGAUCAAGAAUGUUCUCAUCGUAAGGGAUGACUUCGCAUGAUACCGAAGAUUCAGAAGCUCCCCCACCUGCACCGAAGAAGUCAGGCCGGUCUCAGAGCCCGCGGGCUAUGGAAAGAAGGAGACUGCAGAACAGAAUUGCGCAACGAAACCACCGACGCAGACUCAAAGAGCAGAUUGCUGCUGAAGAAGCUGGAGAGAUACAGGACGUACAACCUGCAUCCACUUUUCAACAAACGCCCUCCGAUCCCUUGCCCGACUCCCCAUCUCUCACCUUAUCUCAAUCAAUGGACGCCACCCUGCUACCAGAUGACCUGUUUAACCAGGCCACAUCACCGUGGCCAGGAUUGGAUCCAAUGCUCAUUCAAAUGCCAGCAAUCAAUCCAGCUUUGAAUAACCCCGGGCAAUGGGCCUUCCCGUCCCCUAAUGGCUGCACCUGCAACUCGAUUACAGGACGUACUGUCGGCUCUGGGAGAUGUCGUAAGGGGGAGAGGAGUUUCGGGUAGACUAGGACCCGGGAAAUGGCCCAGAGGAGGAACUGGAGCAGCCAGCUUAUGUAGACUGCAAUGUAGAAGCGAGGCUCCAGAUAAAAGCGUGGUGAUUUCACCUGAGCGUAGAAGAGGACCGAGGGAAUGGCGAUGGAGGACAAGGAAAUGUUUCGAAGCGGCGAAAUCCAGUCCAUGGUAGGGAUAAGU
Molecule: messenger RNA, 844 nt
Organism: Aspergillus candidus
Lineage: Eukaryota; Fungi; Ascomycota; Eurotiomycetes; Eurotiales; Aspergillaceae
Product: bZIP transcription factor
Exons: 3
Coding region: 179-655 (158 amino acids)
Biological process (GO): regulation of DNA-templated transcription
Molecular function (GO): DNA-binding transcription factor activity
Source: RefSeq, a predicted model, not a curated record